CUGCUCUGUAUCAUUUGCUGGUUUUGUCUGAUGCAAAGGUCUGUAUCAUUUGUGCGGUGUUCCUGCACAUAUGAGGGGAUGGAAGGGUGGUAUGGUUAAUCCUACAAUACAGAGCAGGAACACCGCACAAAUGAUCACGGACUGUAAUGUGCAGCAUCUCCAAGGAUCACGGACUCAGGUUGGCGGAUUCAGUGGGACAAAUCCUAGUCGACGGGGGCCGGUAGAAGCAAAAAGUGUAGAAGAAUCGCGAGAUGCCGAUUCACAUGCACGCCCUGGGAGGCCGGAAAAAGGAACUAAUCUAAUCAGGGCCCCAAUUGCCAAUCCAGGACAGGAGAUAUACUAGCCACGUUGAUCGUGGUUAGAAGAGCUUGGAGGAAUCCAGAGGCCUCUCUGAAAUGUUAUAAAAAGGUGUAAAAGAAAAAAGGAAGAGGGCCCUGGGUCCAAUCCUGAGUGCUUUUCUUUUUCACGUGAUGACUUCCCCUGCGGCGUCCGGAAGAUCCAAGGCUCCCAGCCAAAUCCUUGCUCGGUUUCCAGCAGCCGAUUACAAUCUGGAAAGUUCCUAAAAUCACUCUUGUAACAAGUUUUCAGCCGAAAUAAAAAAAGGGCUUGAGCUUGGUUUCAAACCGAUGGCACCAAAAAACUGAUGAAAUAAGGGUCGCGGUAGAAGCGAUGAUCUUCACUGGGAAAAGGGUUCCCGUAAACCUUUUGCCCCUGCAAUCAGUAGGAUCAGAAUGAUUCGAGUACCAGACCUGACGACAAAUAUAUAUACCCUCUAGCCACGGAAGCGCGGGAAGCAUCUCAAAGUCGCUCGACGUCCCAACGAUCGAGCCAGGCCAUCAGCCAUCUCCAUCGCCAUAAGUACUGGGGCAGAGGCGCAACGGCCGCAUCAGGCUGGCAUCUCAGAUACCCCGUCUCGGAAAGGUAAAAACACUCUUGGUUGGCCAGGCGCAGGUACCCUCCCAGCACGGCGGAAUGAUUCGCGUGGACGACCUCAUCGCCGAUCUCUGCGAGCUGCCGGCCAAAGUCAUCGUCGGCAAGAAGAAGCGCAAGGAAUUCCAGAAGGUGGACUUGCUAGUCCGGAUGGACUGCGAGGGCUGCGAGCGCAGGGUACGAAAGGCGCUGGAGGACAUGAAAGGCGUGAGCAGCGUGGAGGUGGACCCGAAGCAGAACAAGGUGACGGUGUCGGGGGAGGUGGAGGCGCCGGAGGUGGUGAAGCGUCUGCGGCGGCGGGCGGGGAAGAAGGCGGAGCCGUGGCCCUACGUGCCGUACGAGGUGGUGCCGCACCCCUACGCGCCGGGGGCCUACGACAAGAAGGCGCCGCCGGGGUACGUGCGCAACGUGCUCGACGAUCCCGACAAGGCGCCGCUCGUCAGGGCAAGCUCCAUGGAGGAGAGGUACACCGCCGCCUUCAGCGACGAAAACCCCAACUCCUGCGCCGUCAUGUGAUGUGACCCAGAUCCAGCAUAGCAUAGUAGGCUUCUUUUCCAUCUCUGUUAGCUCGAUCUCUUCCUGUACAGUUCUGGGAUGAUGUUUUCUAGCUUACUCCGGCAGAUGUAAAUUUUUGUGGCAAUGUUAAUUUUACCAUUUGUGGAACGUUGAGAUGAACACAGCUUGUGCUGUUUGGGUUAAAGGAGGAAGAAUGAUUUGGCUUGGCGAGC
This is a messenger RNA of Panicum virgatum (switchgrass), 1658 nucleotides long. Its product is annotated as heavy metal-associated isoprenylated plant protein 27-like. The transcript has 3 exons. Gene Ontology annotation, molecular function: metal ion binding. NCBI's taxonomy places the organism in Eukaryota, Viridiplantae, Streptophyta, Magnoliopsida, Poales, Poaceae. The record is from RefSeq and is a predicted model, not a curated record. The coding region runs from base 973 to 1446 and encodes 157 amino acids.